This is a messenger RNA of Linum tenue, 1895 nucleotides long. NCBI's taxonomy places the organism in Eukaryota, Viridiplantae, Streptophyta, Magnoliopsida, Malpighiales, Linaceae. The record is from the annotation of a GenBank genome assembly.
GCCUGUCCCCGACGAUAAUCUUUCACUCGGUGAUGUACCGUUGGGCCUGUGACCGCCUCAACGAGGAACCUUCCUUUGAUGCUUUUCGCUUGCUGUAUAAGAUUCAGGAUACGCCCAAUUGUUGGUCGAUCAGGAGGCGGGAUGGCGCUGUAGGCCUUGUUACUGGGGCGCCGAAGUUGGAUUCUCCUUGGUUCAGGGAGUACUUCUUCGCGCGUCCUUCCUGGAAGUGGUAUUCGGGCGAUGAGGAACCGCCGACGGGUUAUGCGGUCGGCUCUAAGGAAGCGUGGUGUUCCUCUAGUCAGUUUCCACAGUCGGUGAAAGACCACGUAGGCCGCUUGGUAGAGGGAUUCCAGCUGCGGGUGACGCGUAGCGGUCUUGAGAGCGCUUACCAGCAUGUGCGCGGCUUCUAUGGUCUGAAAGAUUUGGCCAAUGCGAACCGGCCAAAAGGGAAGAAGCGGGGGGCCGCUGUUGCAAAGACUGGUGCGCCCUCUUCUUCGACGGUAGCGGGGAAGACAGCUCCCGUGACCGCAGCAACGGUGGCCGCCUCUGCUGCCGCGUCCGUUGCUCCUACGAUGGUGACCCGUGGUGCGGGGAAGAGGCCGCCAGGGACAGGUAGCCCCCAAGGAGCUGUGAAGCGUCCUAAAGUAACUCAGGGAAGAACUGGAGUGGCGCGGGGCAAGGCCGCUCGUCAAACUGACCAGUCUUACCCCAUAAGUUUGCCCCCUCUCGCGGCGACCGACACCGAGGCGGCUGAGCUAGCGUUCCAUACUGUGAGCGAUCAGCUUGAUAUGCCAUCGGAGUAUACUGCGACCUCGCAGGGGUGCAACCGAAGACUCGCUGGGAUUGCUUCUCAGUUCUUUUUCUCGGUGAGUUUUUGUAUUUCGAUUAUUGGGACUUGUCAUGAGACAUGAUUGACGUGGUCAUGUUUUCCCUUUGCAGGCUCAGAUUGGAUUUUCGCAGAUCGUUAUGCUGAAUGACCGCCUAUCCAAGACCGUUGAUGAGAAUGUGGUUGAGAUAGCCAAGUUGAAGAAGAAUCUGGCUGAAGGGCGGUCGGCGUUGAUAGGAGAGCUGCGACCCGUUUUGGAACGCGGUUUCGAGGAGCGGUUGUCCAAGCAACGGGAAGAGCUGUCUGCGGAGAAAAAGGCCCGGGUGGCGGUCGAACGUGAGCGGGACAGUAUGCAAAAGAAGCUUCGGCAAGCAGAAGAGAUCGGGAGGACGUUAUUGGAGGAACAAGAGUCGCUUCAGAAGGGGAUAGACGCCCUCAAGCUGGAGAAGGCCACCCUCCAAGAGGGUCGCAAGGCGGAGUUGGCCGCCGCUCGAGCUGAGGCGGGUUCGGCCUAUCUGCAGUCCGCGGAGUUCCAGGCCCUUGAUGGGGAGAAGUACAAAAAUAUAGUGGGAGAUGUUGUGGCCGCGAUCCGUCAUUUGUUCCGCAGCGACCAACCGGAUGCAGUUUGGGAUACUGACAAGGUUUGGGACGCGAUUGGGGCUUGGACGGAUGCUGAUGUGAACUCCGAGGCGGACGAUGAAGGUGAUGAAGAAGCCCGCGAUGAGGAGGAGUAGGAUAGGGAGCGGUCUCCAGCUGUCUGAUGCUUUGUUUCAUUCGGACCGCCAGGCGGUUGAUGUUUUGUAUUUGUGACUUGUGGAUUUCCGGACCGCUCGAUGUCCGUUAUUUUGUGCGUGUUUUGCCCCCUACACAGUGAUGGGGGUUUAUGCUACUCUACGUGCGGCAUCGCUAUGCCUUGUGAACUUGUAGUGAUUUCUUUGUAGCUUCGAGGGUUUGAACCGCUACUGCUUUGUGUAUCCUUGACUUUUGCAUGUUUGGCUCGCAGACUCAGUGAUCGUGGCGCCUAAUAGCUUGCCUUAUUGUGAGUGCGGUUUCGCCAAUGCUAGCGGUG